AUGGCUUUGCGGCGCACUGUGCAGUGGCUUGUAGCUGCUGCUUGUGUUACACAGAUCUGUGCUAGCCCGAAUGGCCAUGUGCCUCGUCAGAACGCUUUACCGCUAGAAAGUUGUCCCGGAUACAAGGCCACCAACGUGAAGCAGACAAGUCAAGGAUUGACAGCUGAUCUUACCUUGAACGGCCCGGCCUGCAACACUUAUGGUCAAGACCUCCAGAACUUGAAACUUGAGGCGACUUACCAGACUGGGGACAGACUCCACGUCCAGAUCUACGAUGCUGAAGAGAACGUUUAUCAAGUUCCAGAGUCUGUUCUCCCCCGUCCAAGUGCGAAUGGAAACGCCUCUUCCACAACAAGUCAACUUAUCUUCGACGUCGUUGCUGACCCUUUCUCGUUCGCCGUAUCUCGUCGUGAUGGCGGACAGACUCUGUUUAACACCAGUGGUACCAAUCUCGUCUUCCAAUCACAAUACCUGAGAGUUCGCACCCAACUUCCCGAGAAUCCUCACCUCUAUGGCCUGGGCGAGCACUCUGAUCCCUUUCAGCUGAACACUACCAACUACACACGAACUCUUUGGUCCCGUGAUGCAUACUCAAUUCCUGAUGACAGCAACCUCUACGGCAACCACCCUGUGUACUUCGAUCACCGCGGUACAAAUGGCACGCAUGGUGUCUUUCUUUUGAACAGCAACGGCAUGGACAUCAAGAUCAACAGCACCGCAGAAGCCGGCCAGUAUCUGGAGUACAACACCAUUGGAGGCAUCAUCGACCUCUACUUCUUGGCCGGACCUUCUCCCACCGAAGUCUCCAAGCAGUAUGCGGAGAUUGUCGGUUUACCAGCUGAAAUGCCAUACUGGGGCUUCGGCUUCCAUCAGUGCAGAUAUGGAUACCGCGAUGUCUAUGAAGUCGCUGCUGUUGUUGCAAACUACAGUACAGCCGACAUUCCUCUGGAGGUCAUGUAUAUUGACUACAUGGACACAAGGCAUGUGUUUACGACCGAUCCAGAGCGCUUCCCGUUGGAAAAGGUGCAAGAACUGGUCUCAACUCUACACGAUAGACAGCAAUCCUACAUUGUAAUGGUCGAUCCUGCGGUUGCAUACUACAACUACUCUGCCUUCAACAACGGUGUCGAGGCCAAUGCCUUCCUCAAGAGAUCAAAUGGCUCCAUUUAUCAAGGUGUCGUCUGGCCUGGUGUCACGGCCUUCCCUGACUGGUUUGCUAGUGGAACUCAAGAGUACUGGACCGACGAGUUCACUUCGUUCUUCAACGCUGAUACUGGUGUUGAUAUCGACGCUCUUUGGAUUGACAUGAAUGAGGCCAGUAAUUUCUGUCCCUGGCCAUGCAGUGAUCCAUCCGGUUAUGCUGCUACCAAUGGUUUCCCACCAGCUGCUCCAGAAGUCAGAGCGAAUGCAGGCUAUCCCAUACCUGGUUUCCCUGCUGAUUUCCAACCGGGCCCCUCAUCACGCAAAGUCAAGCGCCAGUCCAACAGCACAGGCACUCACCUCGGCCUGCCAGGAAGAAAUCUCGUCGACCCUUCAUACACCAUCAACAACGAUGCGGGAAGCUUGUCGAACAAGACCAUUGACACUGAUCUCAUCCAUGAAAAUGGGCUGACCAUGUACGACACCCACAAUCUUUAUGGCACCAUGAUGUCGACUGCCAGUCGAGACGCAAUGCUGGCACGAAGACCUACAAGAAGACCUAUGAUCAUUACACGUAGUACUUUCGCUGGUGCUGGAGCUCACGUCGGCCAUUGGCUGGGUGAUAAUGUGUCGGGCUGGCGAUGGUGCCGAGUGUCUAUUGCACAAAUGCUCGAGUUCGCUGCUAUUUUCCAGAUGCCUAUGGUCGGCAGCGAUGUCUGCGGAUUUGGUGGAAAUUCUUUCCCUGAACUGUGCGCCAGAUGGGCAACUCUUGGUGCUUUCUAUCCCUUCUACCGCAACCACGCGGAGCUUGGUACCGUGAAUCAAGAGUUCUAUCGCUGGGAGUUGACCACAGCUGCUGCUAAAAAGGCAAUCGAAACACGUUACAGACUCCUCGAUUAUCUGUAUACCGCCUUCCACGAGCAGACUCUGAGCGGCAAGCCGUUGAUCCAGCCCUUGUUCUUCGUCUACCCUGGAGACACCAAUACUUUCCCGAUCGAGCACCAGUUCUUCUGGGGUAACAGCAUACUGGUCAGCCCUGUUGUGGACGACAACAGUACAAGCGUCACAUUCUACCUUCCUGAUGACAUCUUCUACGACUACUUCACCUUGGAGCCUGUGCGUGGGACAGGCGAUUGGGUGACCCGCGAAAAUGUCGACUUCACCGAUAUUACCGCUCACAUUCGCGGCGGUAGCAUUCUGCCUCUGCGUCAAAAUUCUGCCAACACUACCACCGAGCUGCGUAAGCAAAACUUUGUUCUCGUGAUCGCACCUGAUCUCAAUGGCAAGGCUGAAGGUUCAUUGUACUUGGACGAAGGCGAUGCUAUCGAGCAGCCUGAGACCAGUCUCAUCACCUUCAGCUAUGCAAAUGGCACCUUCACCAUGGGUGGCAGUUUCGGCUACCCAACUGAUGCCAACGUCGUGAGCCUUACUGUGCUUGGCCAAGGCAUUAAUGGGACGACAGCGGCUUUCAAAAGAGACUCCAGCGUAGUGACCGAUGUGAAGAGGAAAUUGAUCACCAAGAAGCUUGGUGUGCCAUUGACUGGAUCGUUCGUGAUGACUCUGGUCUGA
Molecule: messenger RNA, 2709 nt
Organism: Aureobasidium subglaciale EXF-2481
Lineage: Eukaryota; Fungi; Ascomycota; Dothideomycetes; Dothideales; Saccotheciaceae
Product: glycoside hydrolase family 31 protein
Exons: 8
Coding region: 1-2709 (902 amino acids)
Biological process (GO): carbohydrate metabolic process
Molecular function (GO): carbohydrate binding; hydrolase activity, hydrolyzing O-glycosyl compounds
Source: RefSeq, a predicted model, not a curated record